Messenger RNA from Camarhynchus parvulus, 2580 nucleotides. It is a transcript of the gene RAB44, whose product is annotated as RAB44, member RAS oncogene family. Lineage: Eukaryota; Metazoa; Chordata; Aves; Passeriformes; Thraupidae. Gene Ontology annotation, molecular function: GTPase activity; calcium ion binding; GTP binding. Bases 1 to 2580 code for a protein of 859 amino acids. The record is from RefSeq and is a predicted model, not a curated record. The transcript has 16 exons.
AUGUCCGGGCGCCGGGCGGGCACCAAGGGCCGGCGCUUGGGCUCCAGCCGGCGCAAGCAGCUGCAGGAGGGCCCUGGGCAGGCACCAGCACCAGCACCCGGCCCCAGUGAGGAGCCACCAUGGGCAUCUGAGAUAGUGCAGAGGGUGCAGCAGCUGCUCAGCACCAGGGACACGGAGCAGGCGGGAGUCGUCACCCGCUCGGACAUGCAGAAGCUGCAGGAGGAAGGUUUGCCGUGCAGCAGGGAGGAGCUGGAGCUGGUGUUUGAUGGGCUGGAUGCUGCUGGCACCGGGCACUUGGGCACAGAGGAGUUCACGGCUGGGCUCCGGCAGUUCCUGAGCUCCCAAAACGCUGCCAGGGAGCACCGGAGGAGGAAGACGGCGUCGCGGAGGGUGCGGCUGGUGCUGCCCAGCCCGGCCCUGGAACAGGGGGACAGCGAGGAGAGCAGGCACUUCAGAGCCUUCAUGGAGCAGCUGGGCACACACAACCCCUCUGAAGAACAGGAGGUGUGGCAGCUCUGGGUGAAGCUCCGGCAGGACGAGCCCCAGCUGCUCGACGACCUGGAGGGAUUCCUGGCCAAGAUGAGGCAGCGCAUCCGGGAAGCCAGGAGCGAGAAGGAGGCUCUGGAGCUGACUCUGAACAAGCGUGUGGCCGAGCACGACAAGGACGUGCAGCAGCUCUGCGAGCUCCUGGAGCAGCAGAUCCAGCAGGAGCAGCUGCGGCUGCAGCAGCAGAGCAUGGCCCGGAGCCGCCAGCAGGGCGAGGAGCUGCAGCGAGUGCUGGAUGCCAGCGAGAGGGAGGUGCAGCGCUUGGUCGCGGCGCAGAUGGAGCUGGAGCGGCGCUGCCGCAGCCUCCAGAGCUCCCAGCAAGUGACCAGCACGGAGAACCAGCAGCUGCAGGAGAGCAACCGGGCCCUGCAGCAGCACCUGCAGCACCUGCACCAGCAGCUGCAGCACACCCAGGGCCACCUGAGGACCAUGAGGGCCACAGUGGCUUGGGAGCACAGGGGGGAGCCCGGGGACAGAGUGGUGGCAGAGUUACCCAUCGAGGUGCCAAUGUCCCCACAGCUGAGUCCUGGGAAGAGCGAGAAGUUCCGCUCUGAGAUGCGGAUCAGGCUGGGAUCCCAGAGCAGCGAGAGCAAAGCCAAGAGCUCCCACCAAGUGGUUUGGGAAAUGCUGCCAGCAGAAACAAACCUUUCAGGAGCCCCACGGAAAGCAAGCUCUGCAGAAGAAGACCCCUUCCCAGAACCUUUGAAAGAGGAAGGUGUCUCUGACCAAAGCUCUUUGCUAAGAGAGAUGAAUGAUGCAAUAGCAGCUCUGAGCAAACAUCUGAAGGCACAGGCACUGGGCGCACCCCCUGCCCUGGCAGACACUGCCUGUCACCCCUGGGACAAUGCUGAGCCCCACACGGGGCCAGAGGCAGCCACAGCCCAGGAAACAACCCCUGGGGUCCUGCAGGAGACCCUCCCUGGCCACAUCCAUCAUGAGCUGCUGGAAGGAGACCUGCAGGAGGGACCAGGCACAGCUGAGCUUCGUGCUCUGGAUGUGACACAGGCUGAUGUGUGGCGGCUUUGUGCUCCGGGACAGGCAGCCCAAAGGGAGCUUCAGGAGCAGGUUUCAGCACAGGGACAUGAGGGGAGGCUUCACAUGGUGACCCAACAGCCAGAGAGGGAGACACCACCCGUGAUGGAACUGGAGCACACGGCUGCUGGAGCUGCUGAGCAUCCGAAGCAAGAGGUGCCACCAGCAUCAUCACUGCACACAGCGGUGCAACCUGGAGAUGCUGGCAGUGAUCAGCUGGGGGUGGUCCUCAGGGAAAACUCACUGGGGCAAAGGCAGCUCUUGGGAGAACAGAGCAAAGACACCAGUGUUGGUCAACGAGAGAAGAUGCAAGAGUUUGGUGAGAAAAUGAGCCAGGAAGGUGAGCCCAGCUCAGGAGAGCCAGGGGCUGUGACUGCAGGUGGGGCAGGAGCUGCCCCACAGGGUUGUCCUAAAGCUGCCCUGGACCCAGACCACCUGUACAACGUGCUGUUUGUUGGGGACUCCCACGUGGGCAAAACGUCGUUCCUGUACCGUUUGCACGCCGACACCUUCAACCCCCACCUGACGGCCACUGUGGGACUGGAUUACCAGAUCAAAAACCUCGUUGUGGAUAACAAGCGCUUUGCUCUGCGCCUGUGGGACUCAGCUGGACAGGAAAGGUACCGCAGCAUGACCAAGCAGUUCUUCCGGAAGGCGGACGGGGUGGUGCUGAUGUACGACAUCACCUCCGAGUACUCCUUCUCCGACGUGCGCUACUGGCUCAGCUGCAUCCAGGAAGGAGCAGAGGAUGGAGUUGCUGUUCUGCUUCUUGGGAACAAAACCGACUGUGCUGCCCAGAGACAGGUGCCUACAAAGGAGGGUGAAUGCCUGGCCAAGGAGCACCAGCUCAUGUUUUAUGAGUGCAGCGCUGCCUCGGGCCACAAUGUCUUUGAGUCCAUGGUCAGCUUCACCAGGUUGCUCAAAAGUCGUGAAGAUGAAUUGAAAAAUAAAACAGAAGAGGUACCAAAGGCACCUCAGAAGAAAAAGGGCUGCUGCUGGUGA